Messenger RNA from Aphidius gifuensis, 363 nucleotides. RefSeq lists its product as uncharacterized. The record is from RefSeq and is a predicted model, not a curated record. The annotation marks the transcript as partial. Gene Ontology annotation, biological process: sensory perception of smell. NCBI's taxonomy places the organism in Eukaryota, Metazoa, Arthropoda, Insecta, Hymenoptera, Braconidae. Gene Ontology annotation, cellular component: membrane. Gene Ontology annotation, molecular function: odorant binding; olfactory receptor activity. The transcript has 4 exons.
AUGACAAUGUCAUUAUCAGAAUUUAUUGCAUUAUUUGGUUCUUUUAAUGACGCUGAAGAAUUUGCAAAUGCAUCAUUUUUAUUUGUCACACAUAUAUGUGUGUAUGGAUUAUUGAUCAUAAAUUGUACCCACAUAAAACUUUUGAAAUAUCGUAUUUCAACAAUAAAUAAAUAUAUCAGUGACACACUGAUAUUAAGUCUCUAUGAUACCCAAUGGACAUCAUUAUCAAUAAAUGGAAAAAAAAGUUUAAUCAUAAUGAUGAUACACAGUCGAAAACUUAUACAAUAUACAUGUGGAUAUAUUGUAACACUUUCGCUUGAUGCCUUUACAAGUAUUCUAAAAUUAUCAUAUUCUAUAUUUAAU